Molecule: messenger RNA, 421 nt
Organism: Meloidogyne enterolobii
Lineage: Eukaryota; Metazoa; Nematoda; Chromadorea; Rhabditida; Meloidogynidae
Source: the annotation of a GenBank genome assembly
UAUGCUUCUUUAUAAAAAAGAAAAUGGAAAGGAAGUACCACCGCAUCGUUUUGAAGUUAUAGAAGUACCAAUAGAUGAAAAAAAUUUGAUUCAAAGUAUUAUUAGAAAUAGUGGACGAGAAAUUGCAUAUCAGGAUUAUAAAAGAGGAUUUAAAUAUUGGAAUGUGGGAAUUUAUUAUGAAAUAAUCACGAAUGGGCAACUUUUAAACUGGCUUAAACAGCAAAACUAUUCUGCUGGAAUUGCUGAGUUUAGUGUGAUGGCCGGAUCUUUUGCAAUUUUUGAAGUUUUAGGGAUUCAAAAUACUUUUAAUGUUUCUGCUUCAGUGUUCUAUCCAGGAAAUCUCCAAUUUCUUGAAUUUUAUGAAAAUCCGAUUGAUUUUACUCGACUUGCAUUUCCCGGUUAUACUAAUAUUAUUUUUUAA